AUGAAAGAAGAUUCAACAAAAGAAAUCUACGAUUGUGACGUAAUACCAUCGUGGUUAAAUAAAGAAUUUCUAGAAAAUUCUCUUCGAAAAGGAUUAAAAUUAGAAAAUAAAAGGAAAAAUUUUAAAAUAAUAAACGCGUCCAUCGAGUCCGCGACGGGGAAGGGUGAAAAUUACGCGAGUCAAAUGUUUCGAUGUCGUCUCACGACGACAUACGAUGACGUCAACGAUGACGUCGCCGUACGUGAAAAUUUAAACAUCGUCGUGAAAUCCUUACCGGGGAGUGACGGAAAAGAACAUUUGGAAAAUUUCAUGUUUUUCGAAAAGGAAAUCAAAAUGCUCACGGAAACUCUACCCAUGAUGAACGACAUAUUGGUCAAAGGUUAUCCUCACGACACAAAAUUCGGAGCUCGUUGCUACUACCACGAUCAAACUCCAUCCAAUCAUUUUCUAAUAAUGGAAGAUUUAAAAGAAAAAAAUUUCAAAAACGCCGAUAGAAUCACAGGUCUCGACAUGAAUCACGUGGAAUUAGUUUUAAAAACUCUUGCGAAAUUUCACGUGGCAUCACUUUCACUUUCCCCAAACGUUUCUUCCACGAAAAUCUAUCGAAAUUCAUUUUAUUCUAAUAAGAAUAUAAAUUUCGUUAGGGAAUUCGUCGGUGCGCCUUUUGACGUUUUAUCAGAUGACGUCAUAAAUUGGACAAACGAAAAUGGCGAUGGCGGUGAAAAAACACGCGGAUAUUCGGAAAAAUUAAAAAAUUUAAAAAAAAACGUGGUAGAAGAUUUUUUAAAUUUACUCACGGAUGAUGAUGAUAAUUUCAAAUUAAAAGUACUCAAUCACGGUGAUCCCUGGGUCAAUAACAUCAUGUUUAAAUAUGAUGAUGAUGACGACACAACCGGAAGUGGAAAAAAACCCACCGAUAUCAUGUUUGUAGAUUUUCAAUUGGUUUCAUUCAAUUCUCCAAUGGUCGAUUUACAUUAUUUCAUAUUCACGAGCAUUCGUAACGAUCUGAAAUUCGAACGUAUCGAACAAUUUCUAAAAAUUUAUCACAAAUAUUUUUCGGAAGCAGUAGACAAAUUAAAAAUAAAAGAUCACGUGUCCUACGAUUACGUCACGAUGAAAAAAGAAUUCGAAAGUUUAUACCUUUGGGGUAUGGUUGCCAUUUGCGCCGUUUACCCUCACAUGUGCGUGGAAAAGGAAAAUGCUCUUACUCUGGAUGAAAUAUUAAAAGGAAACAAAGGAAAAUUAUUGACUUUGUAUAAAAACGAAUCGCUGAGAAAAACACUUUUACGUGCCUUUGAUUUUUUCCACGAAAAAGGUGUUUUUUAA
Messenger RNA from Pediculus humanus corporis (human body louse), 1326 nucleotides. RefSeq lists its product as uncharacterized. The record is from RefSeq and is a predicted model, not a curated record. Lineage: Eukaryota; Metazoa; Arthropoda; Insecta; Psocodea; Pediculidae. Bases 1 to 1326 code for a protein of 441 amino acids. The transcript has a single exon.